Molecule: messenger RNA, 1741 nt
Organism: Brassica oleracea var. oleracea
Lineage: Eukaryota; Viridiplantae; Streptophyta; Magnoliopsida; Brassicales; Brassicaceae
Product: probable pectinesterase/pectinesterase inhibitor 12
Exons: 2
Coding region: 72-1712 (546 amino acids)
Biological process (GO): cell wall modification
Molecular function (GO): pectinesterase activity; pectinesterase inhibitor activity
Source: RefSeq, a predicted model, not a curated record
GAACCCAUUCCUCUCAGCAUUUUAAAACAUGCCACUCUCUUCUCCACAUGCAUUAACAUUGUUCCUCUCCAAUGGCUCUCUCUUCACUCAGUUUCUAUUUUCUAUGCUUUCUCCUCUUCACUCCUUCUAUUUUCUCGUAUUCAUCUCUGACUUCCCCAAACCCUAAUCAAAUCUCUGCCACAAGUUUCUGCAAGAACGCACCAUAUCCAGAUGCAUGUUUCCACUCUUUAAAACUCUCUCUCUCCAUCAACAUAAGCCCUAACAUUCUGUCUUUCCUCCUUCAAACCCUCAAACUAGCUCUUUCCGAGGCUGGAAAACUCACCGAUCUCCUUUCAGGCGCCGGAAUCUCGAACAACCUCGUUGAGGGCCAACGUGGCUCUCUUCAAGACUGCAAAGAUCUCCACCACAUAACUUCUUCCGUAUUGAAACGUUCUCUCUCCAAAAUCAAAGAAGAUGCUAAUGAUCCACGGAAGCUAGCUGACGCUAGAGCUUACUUGAGCGCUGCUCUCACCAACAAGAACACUUGCUUGGAAGGUCUUGACUCGGCAUCUGGUCCACUAAAGCCAAAGCUUGUGACUUCCUUUACGACCACUUAUAAACACGUAAGCAACUCUCUUUCGGCUCUUUCAAAACAGCGAAAGGCCAAUCAUCUUAAAACCAAUAGCAAGACCAAGAACCGCCGGUUACUUGGGUUAUUUCCCGACUGGGUUUCUGAGAAAGAUCGCCGGUUUUUAGAAGAUUCCGGUGAUGAGUAUGACGAGUAUGAGCCGAGUGAGAUCCUCAUUGUGGCUGCUGAUGGAACAGGUAAUUUUACAACUAUUAACGAAGCUAUAAGCUUUGCUCCGAAUAUGAGUAGCGACAGAGUGCUGAUAUAUUUAAGAGAAGGUGAGUAUAACGAAAACAUUGAGAUUCCAAGUUACAAGACUAAUAUUGUCCUGAUCGGUGAUGGAUCCGAUGUUACGUUUGUUACCGGCAACCGCAGCGUCGGAGAUGGAUGGACCACUUUUCGAUCUGCCACUCUUGCGGUUUCUGGCGAAGGAUUCUUGGCGAGGGAUAUAACCAUAAUGAACACAGCGGGGCCAGAGAAGCAUCAAGCGGUUGCUUUACGCGUUAACGCGGAUUUUGUGGCCUUAUAUCGAUGUGUCAUUGACGGUUACCAGGACACACUUUACACUCACUCAUUCCGACAAUUCUACCGUGAAUGUGAUAUAUAUGGAACAAUUGAUUAUAUAUUUGGCAACGCGGCUGUGGUUUUCCAAGGCUGCAACAUAGUCUCAAAGUUGCCAAUGCCAGGACAGUUCACUGUAGUUACGGCACAGUCACGAGAUAGUCCGGAUGAAGACACUGGGAUCUCGAUGCAGAACUGCUCCAUCUUUGCCACGGAAGAUUUGUUAAAUAGCUCAACUAGAGUGAAUAGCUAUUUAGGGCGUCCAUGGAGAGGAUAUUCAAGAACCGUUCUAAUGGAAUCUUUUAUUGAUGAAUUUAUUGACGGUUCGGGUUGGACCAAAUGGGCCGGUGGUGAAGGACUUGAUACUCUGUAUUAUGGCGAGUACAAUAAUAACGGGCCAGGUUCUGAUACAAGUAAGCGGGUCAACUGGUCGGGUUAUCACAUUAUGGGUUACGAAGAUGCGUUUAACUUCACGACAACGGAGUUUAUUACCGGCGAUGGUUGGUUAGGCAGUACUUCCUUCCCUUAUGAUAAUGGCAUAUAACACAAAUUUUUGGAACAAGUGUAUAGAAA